Molecule: messenger RNA, 1615 nt
Organism: Manduca sexta (tobacco hornworm)
Lineage: Eukaryota; Metazoa; Arthropoda; Insecta; Lepidoptera; Sphingidae
Product: collagen alpha-1(XII) chain
Exons: 16
Coding region: 86-1615 (509 amino acids)
Source: RefSeq, a predicted model, not a curated record
UAGCCUGCCAGGCUAUUGGAGUGGCUCGCUUCCGGGCAAGUGUCGUUCAGAAAAUAUGCCAAAUUUUAGUGUUUUAUAAAUUAAUAUGAAGAUUAUUUUGGUUUACGUUUUAUUAACACUAUGUUUGUCCGGAACAGCAAAUACAGCAAAUGUAACAACAGUAGCCCCGUUCCCGCUAUCGCCAUGCGCUCCUCAAGGCCGCGGAGACGUGGACUUCCAGACAGUGGAUCUCAUAGCAGUGUAUCAUCUCGAUAGACCCGAAACUGUUGGAGUGACAAUGGUACAAGGGUCCCAGGAAUUGCAGAGGGCUUACAGGAUUAAUGGUCGAGCUAACCUCAGCUUGCCGUUACAACAAGUGUUCCCAAGCGGUCUGCCGGCUCAUUUUAGCGUGGUCGGCACCUUCAACGCGCAUGGACAGCGAAGGCCAUGGAGCCUCAUCCGGGCUCGAUCCAAGAACCUGCUCUUCUCGCUGACAUUAAUGCCCAUGAUGAACAAACUGGCUGUUUUCGUCGAAGGUUCUCGGGUUAUUUUUGAUAGUUGGAAGCUGUUUUCACCUGGCUGGCAUAAGCUCCACGUAGCUAUUACCAACGAUACAGUGCACGUUGCAGUAGACUGUGUUGAGUUAAAGCCUGCAAACAUCACACUCCACGACUUCAGUAACGCUACAACAGUAACUAUUGUCACCAAUGAUGAUGGAACACCAGCUCCUAUUGAUCUCCAAUGGCUUUCGCUCAGCUGCAACAAGUACAAACUCAACGAAGACAGCUGUGAAGAGAUCGAACCAUCAGGAUAUCUCAUAGCAUCGCCAACACCGCCGUAUGAAUUUGAGCCAUCGCCUAAUACCCUACCCACGUUGUCGGCCGCUUGCAAUACUACUUGUCCUCCGGGUCCCAUAGGACCACAAGGACCCAGGGGUGAUCAAGGUCCAAGAGGAUACACUGGUUUACCGGGUGUAAGAGGUGUCGAAGGUCCCCCAGGAUUGACGGGUUCACCGGGCCCUAAAGGGGACCCAGGAGUUCCAGGACUUCCAGGAGUUGUUGUUAAUGUAAGUAUUGUUCAUUCAGGGCUUCCAAUGUUCGUUUAUAUCUAUUUUAGUUAUAUGGUGUAUUAUUAUGCUUCCGUGACAUUUAAUAUAAAUUGUAGCGCUUUUUUUAUACGUGGUUUGCCCGGUCUACCUGGUCCCACAGGACCGCGGGGUGAAAUGGGACCGCGUGGAUUCCCAGGACCGGCAGCUAACAUUAAUGCUUCGCUGAUUCAUGGAGCAAAAGGUGAAAGGGGGGCUACAGGUCAUCCAGGAAGAGAUGGAACCCCUGGCGAUAGAGGCCCUCCAGGGUUAGCUGGUGCCAGGGGACUACCUGGUGUAGACGGUGCGACGGGCAUGCCAGGGUUACCAGGGGAAAGGGGUCCUGUUGGGCCAUCAGGGCCUCCAGGGGAAAGAGGACCUGAAGGGCCACAGGGUCCCGAAGGCAUUCCCGGGCGACCAGGUGCCCCGGGACCUCCAGGUGUUUCAACACCAGUGGUGUCGGGGGCUAGCCUCCCAGGCCCUCCAGGAACUCCAGGUGAAAGGGGAAUGAAACAGUUAGUGUCACUCUACAGCAUUAGAGGACCCAUAUAA